This is a messenger RNA of Filobasidium floriforme, 471 nucleotides long. RefSeq lists its product as uncharacterized. The record is from RefSeq and is a predicted model, not a curated record. The transcript is spliced from 2 exons. The coding region runs from base 1 to 471 and encodes 156 amino acids. Lineage: Eukaryota; Fungi; Basidiomycota; Tremellomycetes; Filobasidiales; Filobasidiaceae.
AUGGGCGAGAGAAAGACCGGUGCUACCUGGCACCUCAUAUACCCUUUCAUCGUCUGGGUCCUCAUCGCCAUCCCGACCUGGACAACAGCGAGUGGAGUCUGGUUUGUCGCCGUCAAAUCGAUGACCCAAGAGAUCCGGUUCGGGCCCAAGGAUUACUGCCGGUACAACAUCACCAUCGCGGAUGGUGGUACGCAACAGGUUCGAGGGGCCGGCUGUGUAGCUGCUGGGUGGUCUUACCAGGUUUUCCCAGACUCGCUCGGUAUAGAGAUCCCGGGCGCAGUCACAACUACGUUGAGCAAAGCGGCCGUCAUCUUGAUUCCGACCUUCUCGGUCUUGUUGCUGACUAUCCUGUGGCAGGCGUAUGCGACACGCUACCACCACAAAAAGUCUCACUACCAGGACAAGGUCUAUACCCUCGUCACCAUCCACCUGGUCCUGACGUUGACUUCGGCGGCAUUGGUCUGGCUGUGA